AUGGAAUUCAAUAGUGACUAUGCACAAAAACUACAUCGACAUGUUGUUAUAUGGUUGGACGAAUAUAUUGGUCUACCAGCCAGUAAUGAAAAGAUGAAAGAUCGUUUUCGUCGUGUUACUUAUCCACUUGAAACUUUUACCAAAGUUCAACCAACCAUCGAUUUCAUUCGGCAGCAACAAGCUGCUCAAAUGUCUGUAUUUCUUAUUGUUUCAGGCCAAUUAGCUCUUGAUAUUGUACCCCAGGUCUACGAUUAUAAUUGUGUUAUUCAAAUAUUUAUAUUCUGUGCUAAAAUCAAAAAUUAUACUGAAUGGGCUACACAAUAUAUUGACAAGGUACUUAUGUUUGAUUUUGACGAAGAUCUUCUUAUUCGAUUAACCAAUGAAAUUGCCAAUUAUCUUACAGAUGAAGCAGAAAAAUAUGGUAAACAAGACAAAGUAGAAUUCGCUGCUGGAUUACUCGAUUGGGCUGCCUGGCUUUAUAACGAUGCUGAUACGUUACAACGAGCUGCUUGUAAAAAGAUGCUUGCAAAUAUCAAGCAACGACGUCAAAAACUCGAUAUCGAUUAUCAAAUCGUCUAUCCAAAUCAAUUCAAUAAUUAA
Molecule: messenger RNA, 600 nt
Organism: Rotaria sp. Silwood1
Lineage: Eukaryota; Metazoa; Rotifera; Eurotatoria; Philodinida; Philodinidae
Source: the annotation of a GenBank genome assembly